AUGGCCCCAUACCCAACCGAAUGCCAUCAAACACUCAAAGGUCACAAAGGCCCUAUUAGCGAUGUAUGCUACAACCAAUCUGGACAAUAUUGUUUAUCUGGAGGACGCGAUCGGACCGUACGAUUAUGGAAUCCACUGAGUGGUAUGGAACUACAUAGCUACAUUGGCCAUGGACGCGAUGUCCUCGGUGUCUCAGUAGCGUCGGAUAAUGCAAAGAUCGCAAGUUGUGGUGCUGAUCGUGCCGUGAUACUUUGGGACGUGGGGACGGGCGAGGUUCUUCGAAGGUACACAGCCCACUGGGAGCGUGUAAAUAGCGUGGAUUUCAAUGAGGAGGCUUCAGUGAUUGUCAGCGGAUCUUUUGAUGCCACGAUACGGAUAUGGGAUACCAGGUCAUACAACAUGCAACCUAUUCAGGUGUUAGAAGAUCCCAAAGACAGCGUAAUGUCCGUGCAAGUAAGAGGCGUCGAAAUAGUGGCAGGAUCCACAGAUGGACGCGUGCGAGUUUAUGAUAUCCGAAAUGGUCAUCUUGCUGAGGAUUACAUUGGACCUGCGAUUACCUCUGCUUACAUGUCCAAUGAUGGCAAUUGUGUUCUUGUCAGCACGUUGGACAAUACGAUUCGAUUGAUGGAUAAGGCAAACGGGACGCUUUUGAAUGAGUUUACCGGCCACACACACAAGGAUUACAAGCUGAACUCGGUGCUUUCAAACGAUGACGCUUAUGCUAUCAGCGGGUCUGAGGAGGGAAAUGUGUAUAUAUGGGAUGUGCUCGAAGGAAAGACUGUGGCAAAGCUUGAAUCACACAACGGCGUUGUUUCGGCAGUGGAUUAUCACCCGCAAGAUGUUGGCAUGGUAACAGCAGGCGAUGAUGGAUUGAUACGCGUAUGGAGCUAG
This is a messenger RNA of Lichtheimia ornata, 891 nucleotides long. RefSeq lists its product as uncharacterized. NCBI's taxonomy places the organism in Eukaryota, Fungi, Mucoromycota, Mucoromycetes, Mucorales, Lichtheimiaceae. Gene Ontology annotation, biological process: mRNA splicing, via spliceosome. Gene Ontology annotation, molecular function: protein binding. The record is from RefSeq and is a predicted model, not a curated record. The transcript is spliced from 7 exons. Gene Ontology annotation, cellular component: catalytic step 2 spliceosome. The coding region runs from base 1 to 891 and encodes 296 amino acids.